Fonsecaea nubica is the source of this 2208-nucleotide messenger RNA. RefSeq lists its product as hypothetical. Gene Ontology annotation, cellular component: stress fiber; filamentous actin; adherens junction. The record is from RefSeq and is a predicted model, not a curated record. The transcript has a single exon. Gene Ontology annotation, molecular function: muscle alpha-actinin binding; actin binding. Lineage: Eukaryota; Fungi; Ascomycota; Eurotiomycetes; Chaetothyriales; Herpotrichiellaceae. The coding region runs from base 1 to 2208 and encodes 735 amino acids. Gene Ontology annotation, biological process: muscle structure development; actin cytoskeleton organization.
AUGCCUCCACGAGAGCCUACCUUUAAAUCAAAGUACUCACAUAGGCCUGCAGCAACCUAUCUCGACAAUCUCAGAAAUAAUCGUCCUGCCAGACCGACCGGAUCCAGACCUGCGCCAUUUCCAUCCAGGAAUUAUGGCUCCCUAACAUCCCAGUCUUCGUUGGCACGGUCCGACUCGGCUCCAACUACUGGCUCUAAGCAUGAAGAUGCCCAAGAUGAUUUUGAAAGCGGGCCUCCGACUGUACAAAAGUCCUUUUCAUUCUCAUCUACUUCCAGAGGUCGACCUCUCGCACAGCCUCCAGACAGUGAUCGCCCGCUCCUGAGUGGAAGGAAAGUGUCUCCAACUGCAACUGUUCAGGUUCCCUCAGUUGCUCAAGAAGGAGUGUACAUCGAGUCUGUUACGCGAAGGCUGGAAAAAGAGGAAGCACACAGUAUACGGGAAGCGUUGGAGCUUAUCGACCAAAAGGAUGAAGAACGAAGGAUCUAUGAUGCGGCCAAAGACGAAGCCGCCGAGCUGGUCUGGAAACAUCAAUACCCCAAAGCCGCAGAAGAAGAAAAGGUGGCUCCCUAUCGAAACCCAGACUUGAAGGCCAGGGAGAGACGACAGAAUAGCGGGCACCGUCAGGCUAGCGGUUCCAGGAAAGUCUCUUUUCCUACUCCGAACAGCAAGAUAUAUGAAGAACCAGAACCCGAAGAGGAAACGUCAAGACCGUCUGCUGCGCCUCCUAGCACGGACAUGCCACUGAGAGCUAAGUCACGCAACAGACUUCCCUGGCUGAGAACGAAAAGUCUGGAGAAGGAAGGGGAUCCCACACCGGUUCCGCAGGGUAAAAAGUUCGACCGUUUCGAGAUUCACAGAAAUCCACCGACCCAGUCACGUAAAGCCGACUACACAGAGAACACACCUCCACGGACAUCCACCGUCGAAGUGAUCGAGGAAGUUGACACCCCCAAUUCCACUGGCACUUUGGAAAUUCGGAGUGAAGAAAUUCGAGCAGCAACUAGCAUGAAGAGGAAAGACCGCAGCCCUAAUCUUCCUACCCCAACAGCGGUUAGCGAUCAACUUGGUCGACCGAUUGUCAGCUUUGAUCCGACGUGGAAACGACCCAGUAACUCGCCGAGGACAAGUAUGGAUGUCGACAAACCGAGCUUGGUGUUGACGGAGGCACCGGCAGCACGACCUUCGCCGAGGCCAGCGCCCAGUGUACCAGAAGUCUCGGUAUCUGCCCCGGCCAUACCUACGAUCAAUAUCCCAGACGAUGGGCCAGUGAUUCCAGUCAUUCAUGUGCAGGGAGACGAUGCCUCCCCAACAGUGUCAGUAAUUAAUGUCUCGGAUCAAUCCCAUCCUGCUCCGACCACGUCCAGACCUUUGCCAAAGCACUCAUCUUCUGCACCGACGAAACCCAGCGGCACCGUGGUUAAAACGCCCUCACAGCGCCUUCCCUGGCUUUCAUCUCGACAGUCGAUGCCCACUGUGUCAUGCUCGAGCUGUGCACUGCCCAUUUCUGGUCGCAUCGUGACAGCCUCGGGUUCUAAUGCACGCGACCUCAAAGCCCGCUUCCAUCCUGAAUGCUUUACUUGUCACCACUGUGCCACACCCCUCGAGUGUGUGUCCUUCUACCCCGAGCCGGAUUCAUCACGCCUUUCCCGUCUCGGAAUCACCUCUACUUCCGACCCCGAUUCCGCCGAGCCUCCCAAUCUCACCUCGGACGACCUUGCACUUCUCGAGAACGAUCCCCUGAGAUUCUUCUGCCACUUGGAUUUCCACGAGUUCUUCUCGCCUCGGUGUCGAAGUUGCAAAACCCCCAUCGAAGGAGAGAUUGUAAUCGCGUGUGGUCACAGCUAUCACGUCGACCACUUUUUCUGUGCGGAAUGCGGAGACCCGUUCUCGUCCACCACGCCAUUCGUGGAGGGGAACGACGGAUACGCCUACUGUGUGCGGUGCCACACGAAACGCACAUCUGCCCGAUGCCGGGGCUGUAAAUCACCUAUCCUAGACGAGAUCACGGUGGAGGCGUUGGGCGGCAAAUGGCACGGUGCCUGCUUCGUGUGCUGCGAAUGCGGUGGCGGCUUCGGCGACGAGGGGAGAUUCUUCGUCCGAGAGGUGCACGUCGAGCCGACGGACAAGGAGAAGAGGAAGGGCAUCACGAGGAAAGUGGAGGAACGCGCAGUGUGUGGAGGUUGCGAGGAGAGGCGGCUGAAGGCUUGA